Messenger RNA from Filobasidium floriforme, 567 nucleotides. RefSeq lists its product as uncharacterized. NCBI's taxonomy places the organism in Eukaryota, Fungi, Basidiomycota, Tremellomycetes, Filobasidiales, Filobasidiaceae. The annotation marks the transcript as partial. The transcript has 3 exons. The record is from RefSeq and is a predicted model, not a curated record.
GAAGAUGGGUCCCACUCUUAUUUUGGCGGGGAUUUCAAGACCUGGAACGUGCCUAACGAUGAACCGGGCAAGUUUACAAGCAGGCAGUUGUUCAAGGCCGGUAGUCCGCACACUGGCAAUGGACCCCAAUCUACUGCGACUCCACCUUACCACUACCACUACUACCAGACCGAAACCUUCCACGUGCUCUCUGGUACCCUUUGCUACAAGAUUGACGGCAAAUUCGGUCGUUUGCAACCGGGACAGUCCAUCAGGAUCCCUACCUAUGUGAAGCACACGUUCUGGAACGACCCGGAGACGGGAAAAGAUUUAGAAGUUCACGUGACUGUCGAGGGAGGGGAUAACGACGGGUUCUCGGACGACUUCGUGCACAACUUUUAUGGGUAUCUUUCGUCUCAAACGCUCCAAAAUGCAACCCCCAACCCGUUCCAGAUGCUUCGGUUUCUCCAUUCGGCCGACGUCGCGCUGGCCGACAUUCCAGGGUGUAGAUAUACCGCCCCCGUCAUAAAUUUCGUAUUCGGCAAGUUCUGCUCUCGCUCUCCUCGCCACCGCUCGCUCGAGAGUUGA